Sporothrix schenckii 1099-18 is the source of this 378-nucleotide messenger RNA. RefSeq lists its product as uncharacterized. The record is from RefSeq and is a predicted model, not a curated record. The transcript has 3 exons. The coding region runs from base 1 to 378 and encodes 125 amino acids. Lineage: Eukaryota; Fungi; Ascomycota; Sordariomycetes; Ophiostomatales; Ophiostomataceae.
AUGGCGACCAACGGCAACGGCGUUCAGGACCCCACCAGUGGCGCAGGCGCCCAGGCGGUGACGGAUCCCACAGACUUCAAGGGCAAGGGCAAGGCCCCUGCGGCCGAGGACGACGACAUGAAGGACGUCCACGACGACGACGAGGACGAGGAUGAUGACGAGGAUGACGAUGAGGAGGAGGAGGAGGCUGCUGACGUCGACGACGAAGACGACGAGGACGCAAACCAGGUCAUCGACCUUGACAACGUGAUCGGCCGCCGCACGCGCGGUGUGGUCAUUGACUACGCCAAGGCUGCAGCAGAGAACCCGGUCGAGGAGGACGAGGACGAAGAGGACGACGGCGACUUUGAGGAGCCGGACGACAUGGACGAGGACUAA